Messenger RNA from Patella vulgata (common limpet), 2358 nucleotides. Its product is annotated as nicotinamide/nicotinic acid mononucleotide adenylyltransferase 1. Gene Ontology annotation, biological process: NAD+ biosynthetic process. The record is from RefSeq and is a predicted model, not a curated record. Lineage: Eukaryota; Metazoa; Mollusca; Gastropoda; Patellidae. The transcript is spliced from 9 exons. Gene Ontology annotation, molecular function: nicotinate-nucleotide adenylyltransferase activity; nicotinamide-nucleotide adenylyltransferase activity. The coding region runs from base 56 to 1123 and encodes 355 amino acids.
UACUUGCUAAGUUAUUUGAGUUAUUUCACAAUGGUUAUUUGGCUUCCAGGUUAGGAUGUACAGAGUAAAAAUGACGUCGCCGACCAAGGUUGUGUUGCUGGCGUGUGGAUCGUUUAAUCCAGUAACCAACAUGCACUUGAGACUUUUUGAAUUAGCUAGAGAUUCUUUAAAUAAAACUGGAAAGUAUAAUGUUAUUGGAGGCAUAAUAUCACCUGCCAGUGAUGGCUAUAAUAAAAAGGAUUUAGAAUCUGCGAAACAUAGAUGUUGUAUGAUUGACCAAGCACUUAAAACAUCUAACUGGAUAAAAUUAGACAAAUGGGAAUGUUCUAAAGAGGAUUGGACGACCACAGCUAAAGUUAUGGCACAUUUUAGAGACAAGAUAGAGAGUGACUAUAAUGAGAGAAGUAGACCACUACCAGCUAAAAAACGCAAAAAACUCAACAGUAAUGAAGGUCACACUAACAAUAUCCCAACAAUUAAUUUAGAGGAAGAAUCUGUACAGUUAAAGUUAUUGUGUGGUGCUGAUUUAUUAGAAUCUUUUGGAACACCAGGUUUAUGGUUAGAGGAAGAUAUAGAAGAUAUUAUAAAUAAUUAUGGUUUAGUUUGUGUAACAAGAGCGGGGAGUGAUCCACACAAGUUUAUCUAUGAAUCUGAUACCUUAACAAGAUGCAAGAAUAAUAUACAUAUUAUUACAGAAUGGAUAUUUAAUGAUAUAAGUUCAACAAAAAUAAGGAGAGCAUUACGGCGUGGUGAAAGUGUCAAAUAUUUAUUACAGGAUAAUGUUAUUGAUUAUAUUAGAAAACAUCAAAUAUAUCAUAUACCUGACAAUAAAUAUAUCAAUCAUAUGAUGCCAUCACCAAAUGACGAAGCUACUACUGCAUCACCAGACACAGAAGAGGAAUCUAUUUCAUCUCUUGAUGUGACUCCUUCCCCAACCUCAUCCACAAGAUCUCGAGACAGACCUGAUUCCAUGUACCACAGUAGAUAUCAUCAUCAUUCAGCAGACAUCAGAAAUUUUUAUAACCAGACGCCACAACAUGUGACCUGUAUGACUGAUAUUAGUAGUUUAGUUAGACGAGUGAAAAAUAUUCGAGUGGCAUAUACACCUGAAACUUGUGUGUGAAAAACAAAUAUUUCUUUUCGAAAAGGAUUUAGAAUUGAUUGGUCUGUGAUUUGGUUAAAAGUUUUAAAACUGAUGUUCACAAUUGUCUUGAUCCAGAAUGGCAUAAUAAACAAUGUGAGAUUUACUAGUACCAUAUAACUUUUUAUUGAUCUUACUUGAUAGCUGAAACUUAUAAUGUGUAACUGAAAUUAUCUGUUGUUUGUUUGUACAUAUUAUGUCAAUUUUUUAUACUAUAUAUUUGAUGGGACCAGGGAUAAAUUGAUUGUAUAUAUGACUUGCUCUACAACACAGGUUGUAUUGUGCUACAGCACUGUCUGUCAUAUUUUGCAAAUGUUUCAUUAUACAAUUUAUAGUUAUAUGAAUAUAGUCAAUAUUUCAAUUGUUUGUAAUUUGAAUGAUAACAAAUUUGUGAAAUCAGGAAAUCUAUGGAUUUUAAACUUCACAUGCCAGUAGGUGGUCAACUGUUUAGUACUUUACUACAACUGCUUAUAAAUUUGAGGGUAAUGAAUUUGUGAAUUUGAGAAGUUGAAACUGUACAUAUUUGUUAUCAUUAAUGAUGUGUGCAUCCUGUUUUGAGAUUGUUUUAUCCAACAUUUUUUAUAAUUUAUAAUGUCUUGACUUUACGUCAAAAUAUCAAACAUUUGUAAACUUGUAGGUAAAUAUGGGGCAUAUUUAGGUGUACUCGCUGAAAUAUAGAAUGCAUAAUGUUAUAAAUUUAUGAAAUGAUUGUAUUAUAUAUGCACCAGGCUUCCAUAACCAAAAACUGCUUUAAUAUACAUUUGUAUUUGCUGCUAUUAUAAGUAGAUAUAUGGAAUAUUUUCAUAAAGUCUAGGGUUGAAGUAUACUUUAUGGUACCUUUUAUGACAAGACUUUCUUGUCACAUAUUGAUAUAUGUUUUACAAAGUGUAAUUGCGCCACUGAGCAGUGCAUCAUUUUUGGGUUGAGGGCACUCUAUUGAUGGAUUAUUACCGGUAUGUUAUAUUAUGGAUAGUGAAACAAACAGAAAGGUUGUCUUUUUGAGAUUGAUGAGGAAGAUUAAUUUCAUGUAUUUAAAAAGCUUUUUGUUGACAAUCACAAUGCCCAGAUACUUUAUCUCCAAGUAACACCAAGCUUUAACAAGUAAUGCUUCCAUAAAAUCAUGCCUUUAAUAUUAGUAAAAAAAAUUUGUGAGUUGCAGGUUACAUAUACAGUACUUUGGUGUUGAUCGAUAUUUUAAAGUCUAACAGUUACUGUAA